AUGGCCCUGCACCCUGCAUUAUGCAUGCAUGCAAGCAAGCAAGCUAGCAAGCAACCAGCAUCCAGCAUCCAGCAUCUAGAUCCCCCGCGUGGGGGCCUCAUCAUUACGGAAGCAAUGAAGAAGCGGCAGAGUCGAGAAGCGAGGCGCAACAUCGAAACUCCACGUAACAUCCAUCCCCAGAGCUCACGGCAGCCGCAAGUUACCGUGGUGACGGAGGCUUCCUGCUCGGGGUCACCAACCACCAGUUUCCAGGAUUUCAAAGUCGGCCGGCUUGGGGGCUGGGAAUUCCAUGGUGAUAUGUCCGAAAGUACUCGACCGAGCUCCAGCCACGCAGCAGGUCAGAGCGGUUGCCAUGCCGUAUCCAGGGUCAAGCCGACGCUUAGCACGCACGAUGCCUAUUCUGGAGGAUAUUGGACGAUGUUCGACCAGCUGUGA
Messenger RNA from Trichophyton rubrum CBS 118892, 435 nucleotides. RefSeq lists its product as uncharacterized. The record is from RefSeq and is a predicted model, not a curated record. The coding region runs from base 1 to 435 and encodes 144 amino acids. NCBI's taxonomy places the organism in Eukaryota, Fungi, Ascomycota, Eurotiomycetes, Onygenales, Arthrodermataceae. The transcript is spliced from 2 exons.